CCUCUGACUGCGCCGGCUGCGUUAGUGUGCAGUGUGCGCGAGGCUCAGAGCUCCAUGCGGAUGUGACAUUUCGGAGAGGAGCGCGGCCGCCAUUUUGAGUUUUCGCCUCGAACCGAUCAUCACAAACAGAGGGAGAGGGAGAGAGGCUCGGACUGGGACCGGGUUCACCACAAAUUAGACGGAGAAUAAGCCUUUUAAACGCGGAGCAAAUUGGCGUUUAGUUCUCUAAAUAUAGUCUGGGGAUUCGGAAGAGGAAACCGGGUAGAAAAAAAGUCAGAGAAAAACAGACGGGGGGUACCUUAGGCACUUGCAAUUUCGGAAUUAGUGCGAUUCCAAAUUAGAGCCGGUUUGAAUGGAGAGAUUUUUUCGUCGCUCUCCCCGAGACGAGGGACAAUCGGAGGAGCACAGAGGCUGGGAAUGCAGCGGGGCAGCCGGUCUUUAGGCUUCUGCUCAGUCUGCGUGUGAGCUUUAAAAAAAAUCAAGAGUAAACAAAAAAAAAAUUGAGUUCAGUUGCGCGCUAGGCUUCUUUUUGCAGGGUAGUUUUCUUGGGUUGCAGGUGGCGUGAGUGAUUUCUCUCACCUCAGAUCUUGCCCCAUUUUCUAGGGGGCAAAAGCCUGGUAAUUACUUUUUUUUCCUUUUAUUUGGGCUUCCUGACGUUGAAGCCCCUUUCAUCCCCUCCUCCUCCUCCUCCUCCUCCUCUCCCCAGCGACUUGUACCCCCUUCAAGGCGCCGAGAUUGGGCGAAUAGCGAGCAAAUACGUCCGCGUUUCUCUGCCUGCUCCCCCGCCGACCUCCCCUCCUCAACCCCCGGCGCAGACGACAGGAAAGGCCGAGGUCGUCGCGGAACAGGCCCAGCCGCCCAGGCUCGACCUGUCUUCCCCUCCUCCGCCUUCCCAGACACCCCAUCCUCAGACCCGGAUCGCUCCGGACUCGGCGUCGGGAAAGGCCGAGGGGAACGAAGACCACAGGCACCAUCACAGCGCCGCGGCCGCCGACAUGAACCACCACCACCCGCAGCAGCAGAAAGCCGGCGAGCAGCAGCUGAGCGAGCCCGAGGACAUGGAGAUGGAGGCGGGAGAUACAGAUGAUCCCCCAAGAAUCACUCCAAAUCCAGUCAUUAACGGCAAUGUAGCAAUGGCUGAUGGACACAACAACACAGAGGAAGACAUGGAAGAUGACACAAGCUGGAGAUCGGAGGCCACUUUUCGGUUUGUCGUGGAGCGCUUCAGCAGGCUGGGCGAGUCUGUGCUCAGUCCCCCGUGCUUCGUGCGGAACCUGCCUUGGAAGAUUAUGGUGAUGCCAAGGUUUUAUCCCGACAGGCCUCACCAGAAGAGUGUGGGGUUUUUCCUGCAGUGCAACGCUGAGUCUGACUCCACGUCGUGGUCUUGCCAUGCCCAGGCAAUGCUGAAAAUAAUAAAUUAUAAGGAUGAUGAAAAAUCCUUCAGUCGCAGGAUCAGUCAUCUUUUCUUUCACAAGGAAAAUGAUUGGGGUUUUUCCAACUUCAUGUCAUGGAGUGAUGUGACUGAUCCAGAAAAGGGGUUCAUUGAAGAUGACAAAGUAUCGUUUGAAGUUUACGUUCAGGCAGAUGCUCCCCACGGAGUGGCAUGGGAUUCGAAGAAGCACACGGGUUAUGUUGGGCUGAAGAACCAAGGAGCUACCUGUUACAUGAACAGUUUAUUACAGACACUAUUCUUUACGAAUCAGCUCCGACGGGCAGUUUAUAUGAUGCCAACAGAGGGUGAUGAUUCUUCCAAAAGUGUCCCUUUAGCAUUGCAAAGGGUGUUUUAUGAGCUCCAGCACAGUGACAAGCCAGUAGGGACAAAAAAGUUGACAAAAUCAUUUGGGUGGGAAACAUUAGACAGUUUCAUGCAGCAUGAUGUGCAGGAACUUUGUAGAGUGCUCCUUGACAAUGUUGAGAACAAAAUGAAAGGCACUUGUGUUGAAGGCACCAUUCCGAAACUCUUUAGGGGGAAGAUGGUGUCCUAUAUCCAGUGUAAACAUGUAGACUAUAGAUCUGAGAGAAUAGAAGAUUACUACGACAUCCAGCUCAGUAUAAAGGGAAAGAAAAACAUAUUUGAGUCCUUUAAAGAUUAUGUAGCAGUGGAGCAGCUGGACGGAGAUAAUAAAUACGAUGCUGGGGAGCAUGGCCUGCAGGAAGCCGAGAAAGGAGUGAAGUUCUUGACAUUUCCUCCUGUGCUGCACUUGCAGCUCAUGCGAUUCAUGUAUGAUCCCCAAACUGACCAAAACAUUAAGAUCAAUGACAGGUUUGAGUUUCCUGAACAGUUACCCUUGGAUGAGUUCUUGCAGAAGCCUGACGUUAAGGAUCCAGCUAAUUACAUCCUCCAUGCAGUGUUGGUCCACAGUGGGGAUAAUCAUGGUGGACACUACGUGGUGUAUCUCAAUCCUAAAGGAGAUGGCAAAUGGUGCAAGUUUGACGAUGACGUUGUAUCCAGAUGUACAAAAGAGGAAGCAAUUGAACACAAUUAUGGAGGACACGAUGAUGACCUGUCAGUUCGUCAUUGUACUAAUGCAUACAUGUUGGUGUACAUUAGAGAAUCCAAACUCAGUGAAGUAUUGCAACCGGUCACAGAUCUUGACAUCCCACAGCAACUUGUUGAACGGCUUCAGGAAGAAAAGAGGGUUGAGGCACAGAAAAGAAAAGAGAGACAGGAAGCCCACCUCUAUAUGCAAGUCCAGAUAGUAACAGAAGACCAGUUCUGUGGCCACCAGGGCAAUGACAUGUAUGAUGAGGAGAAGGUGAAAUACACUGUGUUCAAAGUUCUGAAGAGCUCAACCCUCGCCGAGUUUGUCCAGAAUCUCUCACAGACCAUGGGUUUCCCACAGGAUCAGAUCCGGUUGUGGCCGAUGCAGGCGAGGAGUAAUGGCACAAAGAGGCCGGCAAUGUUGGAUUAUGAAGCAGAUUGCAGCAAAUCUAUGAUUGACUUGAGUGACAAUGAAAACCCAUGGACCAUAUUUCUGGAAACAGUAGACCCAGAAAUGGCUGCCAGUGGAGCGACGUUACCCAAAUUUGACAAAGACCAUGAUGUCAUGUUGUUUUUGAAGAUGUAUGAUCCAAAAACUAGAAGCUUAAAUUAUUGUGGACAUAUCUACACACCUAUAUCCUGUAAAAUACGAGACUUGCUGCCAGUUAUGUGUGAAAGAGCAGGAUUUCCGCAAGGAACUAGCCUUAUCCUCUAUGAGGUGAGUGGCUUUUCUGGCCUCAAAAUAUGCUUUUGGCACUUUUUAAGCCUGUGGUUUUGUGUGAUUCUCUUGCUUUUCCAGUUGUCAGUUACAGAGGAAUGCAUCAACAGAAGUGUCGUCAGGGAAACUGUUUAUCCCUUAAAAGUAAGUUACUUUUUAAAGUCUUUAAAAAUCUUAUCUUUGCAGGAGAUAACACUAUACCCAGACAAGCAUGGCUGUGUCAGAGAUCUCCUGGAGGAAUGUAAAAAAGCUGUAGAACUUUCUGACAAGGGUUCAGAAAAGCUCAGGCUGCUAGAAAUUGUAAGCUACAAAAUAAUUGGAGUACACCAAGAAGAUGAACUGCUAGAGUGUUUAUCUCCUGCAGCAAGUCGCACCUUCAGAAUAGAGGAAAUCCCUCUGGACCAGGUAGACCUUGAUAAGGAAAAUGAGAUGCUGAUACCUGUUGCACAUUUCCACAAGGAAGUCUUUGGGACGUUUGGCAUCCCAUUUUUGCUGAAAAUUCGUCAGGGAGAGCCAUUUAGGGAGGUUAUGAAGAGGAUUCAGACCAUGCUUGACAUCCAAGAAAAGGAGUUUGAAAAGUUUAAGUUUGCAAUCGUGAUGAUGGGUCGGCAUCAGUACAUCAAUGAAGAUGAAUAUGAAGUAAAUCUGAAAGACUUUGAGCCUCAGCCUGGCAACAUGUCGCAUCCAAGGCCUUGGUUAGGGCUUGACCAUUUCAACAAGGCUCCAAAGAGAAGUCGCUAUACAUACCUGGAAAAAGCAAUCAAGAUUCACAACUGACAUCUUCACCCUAACUGACCAUACUAAAGACUUAACCAAACCUCUUGUGUGCGCCACUGUUAACAACCGCAAACCUUGGGUACACAUGCACCACAUAUGAAGUCUUCAGCAAAAAGGAUUUGCUGCUGAUGCUUUUAUUUUGUUGAGGCUGUUCAGUUUGGCUUCUCUGUAUCUGUUGACUGCCUAUUUUGUCUGGAAGAACCAAUUGGGUUUUAUCACAAUGAACGAUGUGGACCGAUAGGCAAUUUUUUAAAUAAGUUGUUACAGCGAUGAAAGCUGCUGCAUUGGGAGGGGACAGAAGAUAGGAGCGGAAAAGGUUGCCGUUUGGGGGGGAAAAAAAGGUUUCCAUCAUUUUUGAAAUUCGACAGGUGGCGUAAGAUUGCUAGUUGCCUAAUGUGGUUGUCCUGAUAUUAUACCCUGGUCCUUUAGUGCAACUAGUAAAUUUCAUGUUUACACAGUUCUGUUUCACUUAGUUUUGGUUGGAGGAAUUCAGUUUGUCUUUACCGCUGAUCUUGUACAAAACAAUCCACAGCAUCAGUAAUAAAAAUCUGUACUUCAUCUUGCACGUUGGCACUUAAUAUCAAAGAUUUUACAUUUAUCUGUGCCGUUAAAUGUAAUCUUUGGUUAUGGUUUUUUUUUAAGUUGGUUUUUUUUUCCUUCCGCUCUUCUGUCACUUUGCUGUGGGUUUAUUAAGCUGAUGCCAUUGGUCAUGUUUGAUGGCUUUAAUGGACGUUGACAAGUUUUACUGUACUGUGCUUUGGCAAAUGGCUAAGAACACAUAGUGUUGACUGGUUGAGGAUGUAGAGAAACCAGCAUUAAUAACCGAAAUACAGCCUUUUUAGCACAGAAGGCAUGCUCACUAGCGUUUAGUCAGCUGUUGACUUUGUAAAGAUAAAAUUCAAAUUGUAUAUUUAAAGAAUGAACAUGUAAAAUUUUAACACUCAAAAGGUAAUUGUUGGGUGCAAAUCAUUUCACUGAUGUUCAUAUUCAUUGUGUGUAGUUUUAUUUUGGUCCCUGACUCCAUAUUUUAUUCCUUUUUAAUUUUUUUUUAACUAAUGGCAACAGCGUGUCUAGUUUGAGUGCAGUACAAACAAAAUUGAAUUCUGCAGAUCACAUUUUCAGUUCUCCAGUCUUUUUAAUUUCCUCCUGUAGCAGCAGUGUACGACAACUAUUCCUGUAUAUUGCCUUUUUGCUGGAAAAUGUUGUAUGUUGAAUAAAAUUUUCUAUAAAAUC
This is a messenger RNA of Lepisosteus oculatus (spotted gar), 5210 nucleotides long. The record is from RefSeq and is a predicted model, not a curated record. Lineage: Eukaryota; Metazoa; Chordata; Actinopteri; Semionotiformes; Lepisosteidae.